Molecule: messenger RNA, 1198 nt
Organism: Amphimedon queenslandica
Lineage: Eukaryota; Metazoa; Porifera; Demospongiae; Haplosclerida; Niphatidae
Exons: 10
Coding region: 270-1100 (276 amino acids)
Source: RefSeq, a predicted model, not a curated record
AUACAUAUGUCAUAACUGGAGUUAAUGAAUUAGGAGAAGGAAUAUCUAAUAAUAAAACAUUCUCAUAUCAAAGAGUGCCACAAUCAGUUACCGAAGCUGGCUCAAAUAUAAUAGCAUUUAGUCAAAAUACUUCUACUGCUUUCUUUAAUAUAUCAGUGGUAUUGGAGUGUACUGGUGAAGCUCCUGAGAAUGCUACAGUUACUAUACAAUGUACUGGAGCUGGUGUUAUUUUUAACAACACGUAUCUAGUGGAAUAUACUACACAAUCAAUGAAUAUAACAGGAUCAGUAUUAGUACCACUACAUGAACAGUGUAGCAUCAGUAUUGUUUUUAGUAAUGAGGCUGGUAGUAGUGAACCAUUUUUAGAAUUAUUCAAUACUACUGCUAGCAUUUUUCCUACAAUUGCCACUGAAACCCCCUCAUCAACAAGGGGGACUAUUAAUGACACCAGUCAUUAUAUUAUACCUGUUGUGGUUAGUACAAUUAGUGUAUGUAUUGCACUAGUGCUAGUAAUAAUCUUAACAGUAUGUGCUGUGAUCAUUGUUACUAAAAAAAGGACAAAACAAGUAUAUUCUUUGUCAAUUGACAUGGCUAAUACUGAAAAACUACAAGUUGAGGCCAAUCAAUAUCAAGAUUUUCAUGAGUUAAUGAAUAUCACAUCAGCUGUAACAUUGACUAAUAAUAGACCAAUAGAUGAUGAGAGUCCCUAUCAUGUUGGUAUCACUGAGUUUCUUCCUCGUGAGACCAUUCCUUCCAACAUUGUUGAAGAAUCGAUGCAAAAACAGAGAUCAGAAACUCAAGAGGACAGCAUAUCAUCAACAGCAUCAAAUAAGAUUCAUGACCCUGAUGAUCUUGCUGUUACAGUUAAUACCAAUGACGACACUACUCAUACUGAAGCUGUUAUUGCUAAAAGGACUGAUGCUCCUACUACACAUAAUAAUCCACCUACUGCUGUUAAACCUAAAGCUAUUGGAAAUGUCAAUGCUAGAAAAGGACAUGCCAAAUUUACUAGCAAAGAUGAGCAAUUUAAAGUAGAAGCAUCAGAGCGUUCAGAAGAGGAGAUGGAGAGAGAAGAGCAAGCUUUGGUAACAAAACAAUGACAUUGGACAGUUUUAAGGAUCAACACAAAGGGAUAUCAUUAUUAAUGAUUUUGUUUAAUCUCCCCUCAUGUUUUUAUAGUAAUCGUUUUGUAUCUUUU